Molecule: messenger RNA, 2887 nt
Organism: Harpia harpyja (harpy eagle)
Lineage: Eukaryota; Metazoa; Chordata; Aves; Accipitriformes; Accipitridae
Gene: CLBA1
Product: clathrin binding box of aftiphilin containing 1
Exons: 6
Coding region: 331-1350 (339 amino acids)
Biological process (GO): intracellular transport
Cellular component (GO): trans-Golgi network membrane; AP-1 adaptor complex
Molecular function (GO): clathrin binding
Source: RefSeq, a predicted model, not a curated record
CGGCACACCUCGGCCCCACCCCUGGCGACCUGCCGGCUCGGCGCGGCUCGGCUCGGCCCAGCUCGGCCCAGGGCGCUCGCCGGGCGGCGGCGGCGGGGCCCUGGAUCGGCGGCUAAUACCCUACACAGAAAGUGAGACUGAAUAACAUGCACAUGCUGAUUACUGGAGGAGAUGCUGAAGGACAUCCUGUUUUGAUUUAGCAGUAUUAUCAUUCUUUGGGGUGAAAUGAAGAAUUUGAAUCUGGUUUGGAAAUAUUCAGAUUUCUAAUGCAACUGAACUUCAGUAGCCUUUUUUGCAGUUCAGAUUCCAACAAAUGAAUUUUUCUUAAAGAUGCAGAACCUGUCACUAGCAGAAAUUCUUACUAAGGCAGACAAAUCAUACCGGAUGUCUCUAAAAGACCCAGCAGAUGAAGUAGGUGGUAUGUCUCUCUAUGAAGGUGACUGUAACUUGAAUGAAAGGACAAAUAAUGAAGAAAUUAUUAAUCUUGAAGUAAUGCAGCAAAGCUUCCCUGUAGUGACUAGCAAAGGGAGAAGUUGUGAGGGGUUUUCUGAGAGCAGUUAUAGUACCUCAGAACCCAGCGGUUCCUGGGGUGAUUUUGAAGGCUUCGAGGAGUCCUUAGACAAAUCGGAGAGAUUCAGUCAUAAUCCUGAAGUUUUGCUGAAGUCAACAAAACCCUCUAGAGUUGAUACAGACUUAAGCAGCGGACAUUGUAGCACUUCUGUUGGUGACUUUUGUUCUGAGCCAUCUCUACACUGUGGGAUACGGGAUGCUUUGAGCUCUCUAAAUGAGGCAAACCACAGCUAUGAGGAUAUAUUUAAGUUGGGCUUUCCAGAAGUCUUUGUAUCUCAGUCCAGAGAGAGCAUAAGAAGCUUAGAUCAAGUACUUGAUACAAAUAAUGAAGAUGUUGGGAUUCCUGAACUUAUGAAGAAUCAACUUUGCAUCGAUUCUGGAAAUAUAUGGAGAACACUCAGAGACUUUGAUAAUACCCCCAGCUUAAGACAUCCCUGGAGUAAAUCUCAUUGCCAAGAAAACCUCUUGAGUGUUCUUGGAAUAGAUGCAAAUCAAAAGGACUUUUCAGAGCCCCUGGAUGGCAUUUUUGAGGAAUCAGAUGCUAAAGAUAACGACGACUUUGGAUUUGAUGGAUUCAGUAUUAAUAACUGCAGAGCACUGAUCCAGACCAAGCUUUCUGUAUCACCCGAUUCCAGACAUGGUCAUCUUUUCACCUGUAACCUCUUUUUGAAAACCACAUCGUCAAAUGGAAACAUGCAAUAUAUAACAAUCCCAAGGAAGAAGCACAUUUUUGCUACACACAACCUAAAAAUGAAAUUUUUCAGUAGUGAUGUUUGUUGAAUCAAAUGCACUUUUUUUCUUUUUUUUUUUCUUUUUAUUUUUUUUCCUUUUUGAACUGAAUGCUGUUUACCUUCAUUUUGUUACUGGCUUUGUACUAUAAGACUACAUAUGGUCUUUAGGAAAGUGACAUGUUACUGGAUAUGAGGUACCUAAAGCCACAUUAUUAGAAGAUAUUUAUCCUAUUUAGUUGUGAAGUCAAAGGUGUCAUUUUGUCCUACUCAGUUUUGCUGCAGGGUCAUCUCUUACAGUAAAUCCAGCUGCAGUCACACUUUAAAGAUACUCUGGUGGACUGUUCUCCUCAACUACUGACCUUUCAGGCCUUAAUGCUGCUUUGAUCAAAAACCUCGUUUCCCUGCCAAAAUCUAAACGCACCUCAGGGUGUGUUGUAAAGUGUGCCUUGUCACCAUCUCUCCUCAUAUUUGGUCUUGUUUGGAUCAGCUGAGGUCUGCUACUUUGCUACUGCUGAACAUACAGAGAGGAGCCUUCUACAUCUGGUGGCUUUCACCGGGGUUUACGAAAAUAAAACUCUUAACUCCUGUCUGAUAAAGCCUACUGUGGUGAUAUGGGUAGGGUCAGUGAAAUGUUUUGUUCUGGCAUUGGUUUUUAACUGAAAUAACUUGCCUCUCUGAAGCUGAUUUUAACAGGAUGUUUUGGAUUCAUUCAGCUACCAAACACUUAUACCAUGCAUAACCAUGCUCGUUAGAGCUUAACAGUGGUGUAGUUCAGAACUUGCACUGCACAAUGCUGUAAAUUGUUGCCCUUUUAAAACUUUAUAGUAACUAUCGACUAUGUUGCCCAUCUUCCUGCAUGCUUGCGUACCAGAGGGGAUGCACUUCGCUAUCAUUCAUAUAAUCUAUGGUGUUGCCUCGCCAACUCCAACAGCUUUAUUUAUUCAUUGGUAUGCAAGUUACUAAUCCAUUUACUGCUUUGGCCAUUCUGAAUAUGAGAAUUUUAUAUGGCUUUUUAUUUUAAAGAGUUGCUAAGUACUGCAACUGGUAUUUUAUGUGUUAAAGCAGGGAACAAACUUGGAUAUUCCAAAACUAAGUCAGUUAAUUAUUUAAUGAUGUGCCUAUUCUGUUCUUAGAAUUAAAAAUACUGUGAAGCACUGGCAGACUCCAACCCUUAAUCUAGUAAACUGUUCAGCAGUGAAAUUACAAUUGCUGUAAUAACUUGCAACUUUAGUAAUGUUUAUGAUACCUCAGUGCUAUUAGCAUAGGAUGAACUGUGUACUGGUUACUCAGUAAAUGGUAAUGGGCCAUUUGGAAAAGUGCUAUUUGGAAGUGGCUCAGCAGCUUCCCUGGCCCUAGAGGGAGUUGGGCUGUGCCAGACUGAAAAAUCCGUGUGGAUACAUGAGCAGGGUUAACUGUUUCACUUAACACUGGAUUUGAAUUAAUUUUCAGUUUCCCUUGUAAGUAAGUCUUUCAGAGCACUUAAACAUGUAUUAAAUAGGUUGUAGUCAUAAACUCACAAAAUAGUAAAUUGCCAGUAAAUGAUGAAUGGAUAGUUGAGGUUGGUAAUAAACAUUACUGAAAUCAAG